CCUCGCCACUUGAAGUUGUUGUAGUUGUGAAAACAGCUGUUCCGGUCAAGUCUCUCCGUGCUGCUGCUGCUGCUGCUUCUCAACAGACCGACUGACUGCGAUGGAGAAGUCGAUCCAGGUCCUGGUCGCUCUGUGUGCCGCCGCCGCCGCCGUCGGUGUUGUCGCCAUAAUAUUCGUGCUAAGAUGGGUUCUCCAUUAUAAAGAAGGUUUAGCCUGGGAUGGAGGACUGGCUGAAUUCAACUGGCAUCCGGUCUUAAUUGUCAUCGGGUUUAUUAUCUUGCAGGGAACAGCCAUCAUUGUCUACAGGCUCCCCUGGACCUGGAAGUGCAGCAAACUGAUCAUGAAGUUCAUCCACGCAGGCUUGAAUUUACUAGCCUUCACUCUUGUGGUCAUAUCUCUGGUGGCAGUUUUUGACUUCCACAAUGCUGCCAAAAUCCCCAACAUGUACAGUUUGCACAGCUGGCUGGGCCUGAUAGCAGUCAUACUGUACUGUCUACAGCUUGUUCUUGGAGUUGGCAUGUACUUGAUACCAAUUACACCUGCAUCCUGGAGAGCAGCAUUUAUGCCUGUCCACGUCUACAGUGGUCUUUUAAUCUUUACCAGCGUGAUAGCUGUGGCACUCAUGGGCAUCACUGAGAAACUCAUUUUUGGACUGAGCAACCCAAAGUACAAGGACUCUCCCCCAGAGGCCAUUUUCGUGAAUGUCCUGGGACUCCUCCUUGUGGUUUUUGGAGCUCUUAUCCUUUGGAUUGCCACUAGAACAUCUUGGAAACGCCCCAGCGACCAGAUCCCACAUAUUCUGCAUACCAACGGGGGAGGUGAGGACAGCAGCAAAGUUGGUCCAACUAUGUCUCAGCUGUCUGUUGGAGCUGAUGCUGAGCCCUGUUGGGACGUCAGGAGGAGGAGCAACAAAUUAGAUGAGCAGGAUAACUGAUUACAAAAUAACCGGCUCAGGCGGAUACUGUCUUCAGUGUUGAAUGUAUGUACACCAAGUUUACACUGGUCAGAAAAAGUCAAGAGGAGGGAAUCUAUUUUUGCUGGUCUUUUAAAACAUAGCUUUCGCUCUUGCACCUUAUAGUAUAUAGUAUAGUAUUUUGUUAGUAUUUUGCUGUUUCUCAAACAUGUAUUGUUGUAAGAGCAAGUAAAUAAUGGUGAGCUUUAUAACAAGAUUUAGAUGCAGCAGCAACAAACUUUAUUGACAUACACUGUACAAGUUAUGACAAAGUUUUUUAUUCUGAAUUCUUUGUAUUCUGAUAUCUGGGUUUUUUUGAAUAUGAUUCAGUACCUUUCUACAUUUUACAAUAAAUAUUUGCAACUUCUAA
This is a messenger RNA of Plectropomus leopardus (leopard coralgrouper), 1322 nucleotides long. RefSeq names its product cytochrome b reductase 1 (gene cybrd1). Lineage: Eukaryota; Metazoa; Chordata; Actinopteri; Perciformes; Serranidae. The record is from RefSeq and is a predicted model, not a curated record. Gene Ontology annotation, molecular function: oxidoreductase activity. Gene Ontology annotation, cellular component: lysosomal membrane.